Molecule: messenger RNA, 951 nt
Organism: Octodon degus (degu)
Lineage: Eukaryota; Metazoa; Chordata; Mammalia; Rodentia; Octodontidae
Product: olfactory receptor 5L1-like
Exons: 1
Coding region: 1-951 (316 amino acids)
Biological process (GO): G protein-coupled receptor signaling pathway; sensory perception of smell
Cellular component (GO): membrane
Molecular function (GO): odorant binding; olfactory receptor activity; G protein-coupled receptor activity
Source: RefSeq, a predicted model, not a curated record
AUGGAGGAAGAGAACUGCACCAUGGUGACAGAGUUCAUUCUCCUCGGGCUAUCAGAGGUCCCUGAGCUGAGACUUGUCCUCUUCCUGGUGUUCCUGCUCAUCUAUGGCGUCACCGUCCUGGCCAACCUGGGCAUGAUGGCACUGAUUCAGGUCAGCUCCCCACUGCACACCCCCAUGUACUUCUUCCUCAGCCACUUGGCCUUUGUAGAUUUCUGCUACUCCUCCGUCAUCGUGCCAAAGAUGCUGGCUAACAUCUUCAACAACAACAAAACCAUCUCCUUCCCAGCGUGCAGGAUACAAUUCUUUUUGUUUUGCACGUGUGUGGUCACUGAGGUCUUCCUACUGGCUGUGAUGGCCUAUGACCGCUUUGUGGCCAUCUGCAGCCCGCUGCUGUACACGGUCAUCAUGUCCCGGAAGCUCUGUGUGAUGCUGGUUGCCUGCUGUUACCUCUAUGCAUCUGUGUGUUCUCUGAUUCACCUGUGCUUAGCCCUUGAGAUCCCGUCCUACAGGUCCGAUGUGAUCAACCACUUCUUCUGCGACCUGCCCCCGCUCUUAAGUCUUGCUUGCUCUGAUGUCACUGUGAAUGAAGUGGUCCUGUUCACUGUGGUAAAUUUCAGUGAGAUCCUUACCAUUGUGAUCAUCCUCACCUCCUACUUGUUCAUUCUCGUCACCAUCCUGAGGAUGCGCUCGGCAGAGGGAAGGCGCAAAGCGUUCUCCACCUGCGCCUCCCACCUGACAGCCAUCACCGUCUUCCAUGGAACGAUCCUCUUCAUCUAUUGUCAGCCCCCUUCUGGCAACGAUGUGGAUGUUGACAAGGCGGCCACAGUGUUCUACACGGUGGUGAUCCCCAUGCUGAACCCUCUGAUCUACAGCCUGAGGAACAAGGAUGUGAAAGACGCUCUCAGGAAAGUGCUGAGCACUAAGAUGCUCUCCUCGAAAAGGUACAAUUAA